AUGCGAAAAAAGGGGAAGAAGACCAUGGCUUCUGCUGCUGCUGCUGCUCCAGUAGAAGACAGCGCGGAGGCUCCUGCUGCAGCGGUGUCGACGCCGCGAACGAUGGAGCGUGCAUCAGUCCUGCAGCGCGCGGCAGAGCAAGAGGGGAAGCGGGCUAGUGUUACGGCGGCGCUGCCCAGCGGAGUAGACACCGACGGACAGUAUGUAGAGAAAGACGGCACUCAGGAGAAAAACAACAACAAUGAUGGCGCUGGAGUUGCGCGGCAAGCCGCGCGAAAGAAACGUGGGACACGUGUCGAACGCAGAGUCGACGUGGACGCUGGUGGCGGCACCCGCAGCGACGCUGUGAAUGUGCGCCGCUUCAAAAGAGCACUUGUGCUGUGA
Trypanosoma grayi is the source of this 384-nucleotide messenger RNA. RefSeq lists its product as hypothetical. The record is from RefSeq and is a predicted model, not a curated record. The coding region runs from base 1 to 384 and encodes 127 amino acids. NCBI's taxonomy places the organism in Eukaryota, Euglenozoa, Kinetoplastea, Trypanosomatida, Trypanosomatidae. The transcript has a single exon.